Hyaloperonospora brassicae is the source of this 462-nucleotide messenger RNA. Lineage: Eukaryota; Oomycota; Peronosporomycetes; Peronosporales; Peronosporaceae. The record is from the annotation of a GenBank genome assembly.
AUGAGUGACGUCGCUGCGAUCAUCAACCUCGUCAACAAGUUCGCGCUCGCCUACUCGCUCGAGAACGCCGAGCAGUCGAUCCAGACGCUCCUGUCGCUCUUCACAGACGACGCGACGUUCGUCGAGGAGCUCGUGGGCGGCAAGUGCGCGGGCAAGAGCGAGAUCGAAGCGGCGCUCAAGGACCUGGCCGAGCUCAAGUUCGUGGCCGACACGCGCCACUUGCCGAGCGGCCACGUCGUGGAGCUCCUGGACGCUGACAACGCGACGGUCUCGAGCCACACGACGGUCUUCUGGAAGUGCACGCCCGUCAUGGUCGUCGCCUGGACGGACGUGCUCGUCAAGCGCGACAGCCAGUGGCUGUUCCAGCACCGCGCAGCUGACGCGGUGCAGAAGAACCUCGAGAUGAUUGGCGAGAUGCAGCUGCGCGGCAAGAAGCAGUACGCGCACAAGGACGAGGCGUGA